GACAAUUAUAUCAGGUAAACAUGAAUUUGGACGGAGAAAAGUUACACUUGGCAGUGUGUCCAUGCAUGAUCUAGUUUUUUAUAUAUAAAUAUAUAUAUUAUUGAAUUAAUUAGUGAUAGAUAACCAAAAGAAAAAAAAUUAACGUGGAAGCAUGUUUGUCUAAAAUAAAAACGUGGAAGCAUGAAACAAACUUGUGGAUACAUUGUCGAAGAAGCAAAAUAGAUUGUAACAUAAACAUUCCAUAAAUUUCUCCCCAAAGUUUUAUUCUUCAACCACUAUCUUAGUCUUGUCAAAGUUCCACCUCUCGUGGCCCAAAAAAUAAGGAUCUUCAUUCGUUAAUAAUUUUGUCUCUAUAGUUUGUCAUUGAGUCUAUUCUAUUGUUCCAAUUUUCCAUUCUCCAUUUCCCCCCUUACUUCCAUUUCAUUAACAUUUCACAGGGCGCUUCUUUCUCAUUGCUGGCAAAAUGGCAAAUGCAGCGUCCGGAAUGGCUGUGCACGACGAUUGCAAACUGAGGUUUCAAGAACUUAAAUCGAAGAGGAGCUAUCGAUUCAUCGUGUUCAAAAUAGAAGAACAACAAGUUGUGGUUGAAAAAUUAGGAGAGCCAUCAGAAAGUUAUGAUGACUUUAUGGCUAGUUUUCCAGCUGAUGAGUGUCGCUAUGCUGUCUAUGAUUUUGAUUUCACAACAGAUGAGAACUGUCAGAAAAGCAAGAUCUUCUUUUAUGCAUGGUCGCCCGAUACCUCAAGGGUGAGGAUGAAGAUGGUGUAUGCAAGUUCUAAGGAUAGAUUCAAGAGAGAAUUGGAUGGCAUUCAAGUUGAACUUCAAGCAACUGAUCCAAGUGAGAUGAGCUUGGACAUUGUGAAAGGGCGAGCCCUCUAAGACUCUCUUUUUUUGCUAAAUAUAUUCUCCUUCAAUGUUAUGGAUUAAUUCCUAGCUGUUUAGCAACUUGUGUUGUCAUAUGCAUCAUUCUUCCUUGUACUUAGAUACCUUGUUUGUUUUUCUAGUUUUUGUAGACUCUUGGCUUAUUUGAUCUUGAAGGGCCAUGUUGUGGUGGGUUGAAGAUUAGUAACAUAUAUUAUAGGUUGGUUUUCUUACAAGUUGCCAAUUUGACUACUUGAUUUUUCACUUGAGGUUGGGUUUUGUGCAAUAGUUGCUACCUAAAGAAUUAUAAUGUGUAAUGUCUCUUUUUCUUUC
This is a messenger RNA of Cicer arietinum (chickpea), 1192 nucleotides long. RefSeq names its product actin-depolymerizing factor 7-like. The record is from RefSeq and is a predicted model, not a curated record. Gene Ontology annotation, biological process: actin filament depolymerization. Gene Ontology annotation, molecular function: actin binding. Gene Ontology annotation, cellular component: actin cytoskeleton. NCBI's taxonomy places the organism in Eukaryota, Viridiplantae, Streptophyta, Magnoliopsida, Fabales, Fabaceae.